Molecule: messenger RNA, 846 nt
Organism: Rasamsonia emersonii CBS 393.64
Lineage: Eukaryota; Fungi; Ascomycota; Eurotiomycetes; Eurotiales; Trichocomaceae
Product: aspergillopepsin-2
Exons: 1
Coding region: 1-846 (281 amino acids)
Biological process (GO): proteolysis
Molecular function (GO): glutamic-type endopeptidase activity
Source: RefSeq, a predicted model, not a curated record
AUGAAGUUCUCCGCCAUCCUCCUUUCCCAGGCCCUACUGGCGGCCUCUGCCCUGGCUGCUCCCAAGGGCCACGGUCUCGCGGCGCGUGUGGCUGCCCGCAACGCUCGCAGCCGUCUCUCCCAUCCCAACAUUCCUGCGCCAGCCCCUGAGACUGUGGGCGAGGAGAAGAUCGCGCCCAACCGCACCAAUGUCGACUACAGUUCCAACUGGUCCGGCGCUGUCCUGACCUCUCCACCCUCCGGCAGCACCUUCACCUCCGUGUCGGCGCAGUUCACGGUGCCGUCCCCAUCGUUGCCUCAGGGCAGCCAGCAGUCAUCCUCCGCGUCGGCCUGGGUCGGCAUCGACGGCGACACCUACACGAAUGCCAUCCUCCAGACCGGCGUCGACUUCAACGUGGACAGCAACGGGCAGGUGUCGUACGACGCGUGGUACGAGUGGUACCCGGACUACGCGCACGACUUCACGGGGAUCAGCUUCAAGAGCGGCGACGUGGUCAGCGUGUCGGUGACGUCGAGCAGCAACAGCCAGGGCACGGCGGUGAUCGAGAACCUGACCAACGGGCAGAAGGUGACCAAGACGCUGUCGGCGCCGUCGUCGGGCGCGACCCUGGGCGGGCAGAACGCAGAGUGGAUCGUCGAGGACUUUGAGAGCGGCGGCGGCCUGGUGCCGUUCGCCAACUUUGGCACCGUCAAGUUCACCAAGGCGAGCGCAGGCACGUCGAGCGGGUCGUCCGUCGGCACCGACGGCGCGGACAUUCUGGACAUCCAGCAGAACGGCAAGGUGCUGACGUCGGCGUCGACGCCCAGCUCUUCCGAGGUGGAUGUCACCUACACGGGCGGCAACUGA